Messenger RNA from Saccharomyces cerevisiae S288C, 1602 nucleotides. It is a transcript of the gene RIM21, whose product is annotated as Rim21p. Bases 1 to 1602 code for a protein of 533 amino acids. The record is from RefSeq and is marked reviewed. Gene Ontology annotation, cellular component: plasma membrane. The transcript has a single exon. NCBI's taxonomy places the organism in Eukaryota, Fungi, Ascomycota, Saccharomycetes, Saccharomycetales, Saccharomycetaceae.
AUGAACUUGUGGAGACAUAGUCCAGAAGAAUUGGCUGCUUACAAUAGCUGUCAUCCAAUGAAGCUAGGUUCAGGGGUGCUGAUACAAUUGCCUCUUUAUGACAAUUCGGCAGUAUAUGCAGAAGAUAUUACUUUUAGGAGUUUCUGCUGUGAAAGAGUGCCCGUUUAUGUAUCUACGGUGCUAAGAAACUCUUCCCCAUAUAGGUAUCUUGAUGAGGUGAUCAAUGACUGGCAAAAAUUCAUUCAAGUAAGCGAUUAUGUCGGCGGUUCUGCUGAGUAUGCGAUUUAUGCUGUGAUUUUGUCGAUAACUUCUAAUUUUGUCAUCACAGUGUUCCUGACUGUGAUAUGCUGUAUAAAUAUCAGCGGGCGCGCAUAUAAGAGAAUUCUACAACUACUGAGGAUAGCCUCGUUGUUAGCCUCGUUGAACUUAACGAUUUUUAUCACGAAGGUGUUGCGGAGAUUGGAAAAAGAGCACAAUGUCUAUGGUGUCGUUCGGGCUCAUUCCAUUAUGCACAUCUUUUCCGAUGAUAUGACAUUUGUUGUCUUGGAUUUCUUGGCUACUUUAAUGUUCCAAUUUUGCCAAGUCGGCAUUGUCAUUAGGCUAUUUCAAAGAGCUCAGGAAAAGAGAAUAAUUUUUUUUAUUGGGGUGAUAUUAACAAUAACCGCAAAUAUUUUAUGGGUAAUUCCACCGUUUGCUAACCAUACUACAAAACACAGAAAUGACUGGCAGAUUCUGCGGCCAUUUGUUUACCUUUUCCGUAUUGCCAUCGCCACGUCAUAUGCAUCAAUCGUCAUUUAUCACAUCUGGCAGAAAAAAAAAUUGUGGUUUAAAUUCAAUCAAAUGGGUUUACUUACGCUAUUGACUAUUCUUGUGGUGCUUCUAUUACCGGGUUUCUUCCUUGCCGAUGUGUCGAACUUAUGGAUAUCGGAACUGGGUGAAGUGUUUAACACGACAUGCUAUGUCACUUCGACCGUGAUCACAUGGGAGUGGCUGGAUAGAUUAAAUGUUUUGGAAAGAAAAGAGGAAGCGCAAAGCAUUUUGGGAAGACCUAUCUUCGAGGAAGAGCAACAAGACUAUCGGUUUGCCAAGUACGCCUUAAGGGUUCAAAACGCUUUAACCAGGAGGGAAUCUCAGGACGCAUCAACGGAUCGGCACGAUACGUCAAGUAAUUCGGAAGUAUGUGAUUUACAGACCAUAUCACGCUACGACCCAGAAGAUCAGAUAUCAGUGGGCAGAAGCAUUGAUCGAAUGCAUUUCAAUGAUAGGGGAACUUAUAAAGAUGUAGCGCUGAAGAAAUUAGGCUAUGCGCGUGAUAAAAUUUUAUACUUUACAGACCAAAUCGUCCAGAAAAGCGUAGGCCACAAUAAUAGCAGCAGCUCGAAAAAUGAAAAAACCAAACAGAGAAAGGCCAUGGUCAGGAAACGGUUGGGAUUAGACAAACCAGGCAUAUACAUUUAUUCGACAAAGGAUGUCGUUUUCAAUUCAGAUGAAGAUGACGAUGAGAACGCGGAAGAUGAAGAUGACGAUGAAUAUGAAGUUGGCAGUGAAGGCAAUAACAAUAGCUCUGCCACUUUUACCAGCGACCAUAUAGGCCAUAUUUGA